Molecule: messenger RNA, 826 nt
Organism: Porites lobata
Lineage: Eukaryota; Metazoa; Cnidaria; Anthozoa; Scleractinia; Poritidae
Source: the annotation of a GenBank genome assembly
AUGGCGGCUGCAAAGUUAUUUUUGUUGUCAUGUUUAGUGGCGGUUGUUGGAUACUUUACCUACAGGGAGCUGCAAGUUAGCACGCUCGGUCUUGUUAAGAAGAUUCAUAUACCAGCCAAGCGGUCUGAUGUGUUCCAGAAAUUGUUCGACGAUCCCGAAUUUUACGUUAAAAUCCAUCCAUUAUGGUACGUAUUUUCACAAUCGCGAGGUAUCUUUCGAGUACUUGUGCCCAGUGGUUUUCAAAAGCCACGGUUCAGGUGCGAGUUUGACACAAGAACAAAAUUUCAGUGACCCGAAUUUGAAAUGCGUGACCGCACACGUUAUACCUUGAAGAAUUUUUGCUAGGCAACCUGUUAAGUGUUAUGUUUCUUUUUAAUGUGAAAACUGUGGGCUUUAAUUAUUGCUUAAUUGAUUCCCUAAACGUCUUUACUCUACGUUGUAUUGCAGCACUGGUGUUAGCAACAUUGUCAGAUUCAAAGACAAUGAAGGACGAAGAGUUGUUCAGUUCGAUAUCCACGAGAAGGCAGUACUAUUUGGAUUCUAUGACACUGGCAACAUUACAUUUCAAGUUACGACUAAGGAGAAAGAGAAGAUCACUGCUACCCAAACUACAGCCUCUUUGAUGAAUGGAAUAUUUCAAAUCAAUCAAGAAUUCCACAUGUCGGAUUCUGAAGGUGGAACUCUGCUGGAAGACCAUGCAUCAUAUACAGCACCUCGUAUUCUUGCAAGAAUUGUUUUAAGCGAAGCACGUGCAGCACACUCUGCUAUACUUGAAAAUACUAAACAAGAAUUCAUGGAGCUUUCUCUCCAGCCUAGUGGUGAAUAG